AUGGACUACAAUCUCGAUCCUUCCAACUCACUGCGCGAAAUCUCAUCUUUCGCUGAUGCACCGGCACAGUCUCCUUUGUCGAUGUGGACGCUCUUAGCUUUCAUACCUUUGGCCAUUCUCAUUGGACUCGUAACCAAAGGGCUGUACAACGUUUACCUCCACCCGCUGUCAAAGAUCCCCGGUCCGUUCCUUUCGACAUUCACCGAAGUCGUUUACCUGUGGUAUUGGGUCAAGGGUGAUCUGGUCAGCUACAUCUAUGACCUACACCGACAAUAUGGCAAAACAGUUCGCCUUGCGCCGAACAGGCUGAGCUUUCUCGAUGGAGAGGUCUGGAAGGAUCUCCACGGCUACAAGACUUCAGCCCACAAGGGGGUGACCGUCAUGAAGGACCCGGAGCAGUACGGACCGGAGAGCAAUGGACGCUUCUCGUUGCUCGCUACAUUUGACGACGCCCAUCACAAGGCUCUCAGGAAGGUUUUCCAGCCCGGAUUUUCCGACCGCGCCCUCAAGGCCCAGGAGCACAUCAUCCGCGCUCACGUCAACAAGCUUGUUCGCAACGUCUCCCGAUCCGUCGUCGCGGACCCCGAGCAACCGAUCGAUUUCGUCCGAUGGUUCAACUGCACUACAUUCGAUAUCAUUGGCGAGCUUGCAUUCGGAGAGAGCCUUGGGCUGCUUGACGACGGUAAAAUGUACGGAUGGGUUGAAAGUCUCAACGAGAGCCUCAUCCUUGCGCCGUUCAUUACGCUUGCGGAUAGGUUCCCCUUGGUCACAAAAUUGGUUACGAUGAUGCUGCCGGAGCGUGUUAAGAGCAGUCAACAACAGAGCACGCAGUACGCAACUGAAAUGGUGGAGAAGCGGCUGGCAAAGGGGAAAGUCACGGAGAAGCCUGAUUUCUGGAGCCUGGUCCUCAACAACGAGGACAGCAAAAUUCUUGACGCUGAGGACAUGAAGGCCAACGCGAACCUCUUCAUGGCUGCUGGCUCCGAGACGACUGCAACCACGCUGUCCGGACUGAUGUACAACCUCCUCUCCAAUCCGGAUAAACUGGAGAAACUUUUGCAGGAAAUCCGCUCCAGCUUCACAACCGAAGAAGACCUUACCAUUGAGAAUAUUCAGAAGCUCAAGUAUCUGGGAGCUUGUUUCGAUGAGUCUAUGCGAAUGUACCCUGCGACUCCUCUGGGACCUCCACGCAUCGUCCUCAAUGGCGGCGGACAGGUGAACGGGCAAUUCGUACCUGAGAAGACUACAGUUUCCAUCUCGAUCUACUCUACCUACCACUCGUCACACCACUUCAAGGAUCACGACACCUUUGUCCCGGAGCGCUGGAUGCCGUCCGACCCGUUGUACGAAAAGUACGCUGACGAUCGCCGGGAAGUUUUCCAGCCAUUCUCUUACGGGCCCAGGAACUGCAUUGGCAAGAACCUGGCUCUGCACGAGAUGCGUUUGAUUGCGGCUAGUCUGUUGUGGCACUUUGAUUUCGAGCUUUGCGAGGCCAGCCGUGGCACUUGGACUAACCAGAAAUGCUACUGGGGUCUGUGGUAUAAAGAUCCGCUCUGGCUUAAGGCGAAACCUAUCGGAAAGAACGCAAUCGCCUCGGCCUAG
Messenger RNA from Lasiodiplodia theobromae, 1602 nucleotides. RefSeq names its product Cytochrome P450. The transcript has 5 exons. Gene Ontology annotation, molecular function: heme binding; oxidoreductase activity, acting on paired donors, with incorporation or reduction of molecular oxygen; monooxygenase activity. Bases 1 to 1602 code for a protein of 533 amino acids. The record is from RefSeq and is a predicted model, not a curated record. NCBI's taxonomy places the organism in Eukaryota, Fungi, Ascomycota, Dothideomycetes, Botryosphaeriales, Botryosphaeriaceae.